AUCUGUCGAAGCUUGGAUCCCAAUCCAAAAUGUAACAAGACUUUUGGUUAGGCCCAUCCAGAUCUCAUGUCAAAUCGUUUUAUAUGGAUAUUUGUCUUGUUGCAUUAUUGGGUCUCUCAUUGCCUGACACUGGCGGCACAGAACGCAUGUCUGGGAGGAGACACUAUUGACGUACCGUGGUCGCUUUUAAUGUCUAGAAAUCUUUGGCUUGCAGGUGUAAACAAACAGUGCCUCAACUCUCAAGACACCGUGCUGGAUCUGGACUGCACAAGCAAGAACACCGUUAGGUUAGGAUACAACUCACUCCAAUUCACAACACUAGCGCAUUCCAAAUAAAGGCUGCACGGAUCGAUCAGGAUUCAGCCAGCUUUUUCAUGCACUCACCAGUCGCUACUCAUGGGCUGAGCUGAUUAGUACACAGUGGUUUGCGCCAAUUAUUACUGCUGGUAAUCGAACCAGAACCGACGUUGACCGUGUAGCAACCACUAGCCGGAUACUAUAAUUUUCAGUUCACCAGAUCCCAUUGCUUGGAAUUAUUAUUAACGCCGCGACCACUACUUAACUGGAUCCCACCACCACCCCCAUGAAAGUGUUCGACAACAAGUACCAAUGCUCCUCCAUUUCACCGUGCUCGGCUGCUCAUAGAGUCAUAGUCAUAGCUCCCCACUAGCUGAGCCACCGAGCUCGUCACGCGCGCACGCUUGUUCCAGGCCGCCGCCGCCGUCCGCCGAGGGCCAGGGCAUGAAAGCGACGACUUGGCGCGGCGCGCCGGGGACUCUACCCGCCACCGCCAAGAAGAAGAGGAAGAAGAAGGCGCCCGCGCCGCGCGGCUUCAUGUGCGGCUGCGGCAGCACCAGAUCGGUCUCCGUCGACAUCUCCGCUGUCACGACGACGCCGAUGAAGAGAGGCGCUUCAACGGCGGUGGCUCCCGCGGGGGAGCCAGCGUCUGCGGCGAAGACAACGGCGGGCCGCGGCCGCGACGCCGACGCCGACGCGAGCGCCGAGGGCACGCCCAGCGUAGACUCGCUGCUGCGGCAGCUGCGGGAGCUGGAGCGUGGCGUCCGCGCGCUGGGCGUCCGGGAGCGGGAGGCGGACGGCGGCGUCGGUGGCAGCGGCAGCAGCACGGCAGGGACGACGAAGGCAAGGCCGUCGCCGCGGCCGGGUCACGUGCGGAGCGCGAGCGUCGUGGGGCGGCGGCUGGACUCCGAGAGCGUGGCGGUGGUGACGGAGUCGGAGGACCCGCUGGGCGACUUCCGGCGGUCGAUGGCGCAGAUGAUCGUGGAGAACGGCAUCACCGGCGGCGCCGAGCUGCGGGAGCUCCUGCGGCGGUUCCUCGCGCUCAACGCCGCGUGCCACCACCACCUCAUCCUCCGCGCCUUCGCCGACGUCUGGGACGAGCUCUUCUCCGGCGGCGGCGGCGGCGGUAGCCACGUGGCGGCACAAUCGCACGGCAGCGGCGGCGGUCGAGCUAGCAAACGUCCACGCGGUCGCGCUGACACGUUGAGUUAGCCACGACCCACAGUCGUCUCGCUAGCUCGUCCCUCUGCGAUGCAAUGCAACCACUCUCCUCGGGAAUUGUUGCUGUCGUCCGUGUCCGAAAUACGGCGCGGUGGUGUACAGUGUACUAGUAGAUGACAUGCCCUGCACGCGUGGCUUUCUGUGCCGUCACCAGAAAACCUGUGACUUUCAUUGCGAUUUUUUCGUACAGAUCAUACGUAGCUUUCGCCGUGAUUUUUGCAUGGUUCGUGCUGUACUGCAACACCGCUGAUUGACUACGCGUGUCGCGUGGUAACGUCGGAGGAGAAGAGAAACAGGAAUGGCGGCGGGAGAAGAACAUGGUGAGGCGGCGAUGGAGCCGCCGUUCAUCUGGCCUGUUGAGGUCAGGUGGCAGGCAGAGAGCCGGGCGCGAGGGGAAUGCCGUGAUCUUCGCGACGCUGCUCGUCGGUAGGACGCAAAAGCGCGACAGCAACGAGGCGACUCUACCGACCUGAACCUACUUGCCUUUCGCCGAUGGUGACGAUCGACUGACUGACGAGCAGGGGCAGCCGGGCAGUGAUGGAUACAGCGUCGGCGGAAGGAGCAGCCGGCGCAAAAGAGACGUGGGCACGAAGCAGCAGGCCAGGCCUCACUCGCUCGAUCGGACGGUGCGACGUCCAUCGCGGCAUAUUUGCCGGCGAUCUCAAGGAACAUUUCGCUGUCCGUCUGACGUCGCGGCUCUUAAAGCCGCCGUGCGUCUAAACGACGCGUCCAAUGUGCGAGUUCUGAAAGACGCAUUUGAUGCAUGAUAUGUACUCGUGUUACAUUAUUCCAGAGGUCGGAGAAAUUUUUUUGUUUUUGACUACCGUAACAUCUUUGUUUAUAUUUG
Messenger RNA from Sorghum bicolor (sorghum), 2365 nucleotides. Its product is annotated as transcription repressor OFP8. Gene Ontology annotation, biological process: negative regulation of DNA-templated transcription. The coding region runs from base 742 to 1509 and encodes 255 amino acids. The record is from RefSeq and is a predicted model, not a curated record. Lineage: Eukaryota; Viridiplantae; Streptophyta; Magnoliopsida; Poales; Poaceae. The transcript has a single exon.